Porites evermanni is the source of this 555-nucleotide messenger RNA. The record is from the annotation of a GenBank genome assembly. NCBI's taxonomy places the organism in Eukaryota, Metazoa, Cnidaria, Anthozoa, Scleractinia, Poritidae.
AUGGCAGAAAAUUUGGCAACAAAACCGCACGCAAGUGGUUUAGAAAAGCUACCGGCUCCAACGUGGGAUGGGUCACGCAAGGCGUACUUAACCUGGAAAAGGGAAUUCCAGCAUUGGAUGAAUAAACAUGGCCAGGAUAAGGACGAACAACUUCAGGUAUUUCUUAAAGCCAUCCCCAAGGGUCCUUGGUGGACAGAACAGUUGAAGACUUGCAAGAACAUAGAUACAGCAUGGGAGAUUCUAGACAUAGAAUUCGCAGAUAAAAGGAAGUUAAUGGACGAGCUUCUGGCGGAAAUCGAUAACUACAGCAGUGUAAAAGGCGACUCGAAGAGCCUGGGACGUUUCGCAACCUCGAUAUCAGUGUUUGUAAGUGACAUGGAGAACAAUGGCUGUCCUGUUCACGAAGUAAGUGAAGCGCCAUUCUUUAUGUCGAAACUUGAACCAAAGGACAACGCGGGAGAUGCAGCGACAAAAGAAAGAAGAAAAUGUGGCAAAUUUAGUCGCUUGGCUCCACCAAGAAGCAGCCUUUCGAUCCAGGGGAAAGAAAGAAAGAAA